Molecule: messenger RNA, 1266 nt
Organism: Jatropha curcas
Lineage: Eukaryota; Viridiplantae; Streptophyta; Magnoliopsida; Malpighiales; Euphorbiaceae
Product: putative adenylate kinase 7, mitochondrial
Biological process (GO): nucleobase-containing compound metabolic process
Molecular function (GO): nucleobase-containing compound kinase activity; ATP binding
Source: RefSeq, a predicted model, not a curated record
GGGGAAUCGGACAACUCUUUGACAUCUUUAAAUCACAAAAUAUCUACUGGGAAUUGUGCGUGGAUCCCACAUUUAAAAUGACGUGGCAGGCAAAACAAAUGCCAUUUUCAUUUCUGUUGAUCCUUCUCUGAUCAGUUUUCAGUAAUCUCCUUUGGCCUUUGCCCAUGAUCGCGCUGAGGCGCCAAUUAGCGGCUGCUGCCGCGAUAACGGUUGCGCCAGCCGCUUACCGUUUCCUUUCUAUCUUCCGGUUGUACACCACCGCUGGUGUAGCUCAACCGCAGUUCAACGGCGAUUACUACUACGACGACAGCCAACGCUGCGAGCCGAGUGGCAUUCUGCUUGGGACUGCUGCAAUGGCAGAAACUGAAAGCUCGGUUCCAAGAAGGGGAGUGCAGUGGGCGUUUAUAGGAUAUCCACGCGUCAAGAAGCGCGUGUACGCCGAGACACUCUCGAAGCUUCUAGAAGUUCCUUACGUUUCCAUGGCGAGUCUCGUUCGUCAAGAGCUGAACCCUGGAACUGCUCUCUACAAACAGAUUGCAAAUGCUGUGAAUCGUGGGCAACUUGCUCCAGAGGAUAUCCUUUUCGGCCUUCUUUCUAAGAGGUUGGAAGAUGGUUAUUACAAAGGUGAAACGGGGUUUAUUUUGGAUGGAAUUCCUCGUUCAAAGUUCCAAGCUGAGAUUCUUGAUGAACUCGUUAACAUUGAUUUGGUUGUGAAUUUUAAAUCCGCUGAUGAUUUCUUGGUAAAGUACCAAGAAGAUGUCCGGAAAGAUAAGCUUCAAGCCUAUGUUGAGCAGUCUCCCCUUUUAUCCUACUUGUUUCACUUCCAACAGGAGCUAAUGAUACAAUGCACUUUUUCAUCAAUGAAUACUGAGCAACUGAUUUAGGUUUGUGAGUUUGUGACGGUUGUAUAAAGUGAGAAGGGGACCUACUCUCAUAUCUUGUGAGAUGGAUUUUGGGGAACAAUUAUUUUAAAAAGGACGAGGCACGUUUGACGCACAUCAAUGUGCUAGACAGGGCAUGACGGCCCUGUCUGAUCAAUGAACACCUACCACUCUGGAGUUAGAAAUCCUUUUGUCCCAAUUUCAAGGAAAACAACUCAUUAUUGGAAAAUGUCACUAUAUUAGAAGUUCUAUGUUCUAUAAUUUUUUUCAUAUUUUUCUCUCAGACAAACCACAUGUCUCUGAAUAAGAGUACAUGAAUUUAUAGUUUGCAAACCAUCAUUGAUAUCUGCAAUUUCAUGAUCUUUUUGACUCUGUUAUCUUUUCA